This is a messenger RNA of Gaeumannomyces tritici R3-111a-1, 946 nucleotides long. RefSeq lists its product as hypothetical. The transcript has 2 exons. The record is from RefSeq and is a predicted model, not a curated record. The coding region runs from base 100 to 816 and encodes 238 amino acids. NCBI's taxonomy places the organism in Eukaryota, Fungi, Ascomycota, Sordariomycetes, Magnaporthales, Magnaporthaceae.
GGCAGACAAACUGUCACCGGAAAUCCGGCAGCGUCUGGGCAGGAUCAGAUCAAGCGCAAUGUACGCUAGGUCGAAGCACCGACAGAUCAUGUGACAACCAUGACAAUCAGGAAACGCACUGUUUCUAUCUGGAGGGCCUUCUUCCCCUCCUCUGGCUCCGUGUUAAAGAACAUUCUUCGCGGCACAUGGCGGCCAGAACACUGUUUCGCAGGGCCGGAGACCAAGUGUGCGACGCUCCUUAGGGGCCGUCGGGAACCGCCGCCUCCCCACGGGAACAAAGCCUGGGGAUGUCAACGUCAGGAAUCCCAAGCCGCCGCCCAGCGGCUUUAUGUCUUGCCCAUUUACUGGACCAACCUGCAUAUCAAGUCGCUCAACGUGCGGCUCGAGCAGCAGUCGCCCAUGAUCUCCCCAGCCCCGGAGCCCGAUCACGCCAGCAUGCCCCCGUUAGCUGCUGCGAAAAAGCUGUGCGCCGAGUUGAGCACCCGUCCCCGCCGAGAAGGUCCGCCCCUUAAAGCAUUUCAUAUCCGGUUUCUUCACGGGCAUGCCUUACAAAGCCAAAACCACGGUAAGCCUCAACCUCCACUUCGGCACCAAGUCCUACGUAAUCCGGGAGAGGACAUCGUUUUCGCAGGAGUCGGGCUGCAGCGAAUUCGGCGCCAGCGGCGGCCGUACCAAAAGCCAGCGCAGCUUCGAUUGGGGCAGACUCUCUCGAGGGGUUCGCGCAACCGAGCCGGCGGCUCCAUCGGGGCCCCGAGGGUAUCUCAUCUAUGCGUGUAUCUUACACCAGAGUGCCUGUCUGGCCCCUCUACGGCUUGAAAGAGCGGCUAGGCGAGGCCCUGGGACCCGAGAUCACAGGCAGUGAGUUCCUCGCAGCUGCCUACGACACAUUCCACACCCUUGAGGAGCCUCCUCUGUACGUAGACCAGGAACGUUGGUACCGCGAAUU